AUGUCUACUAUAGGUCCCACCUCCAAGGCAAUGCAUCCUCAAACGGGAAGUUUCAAGCUGGAGCACUACUAUCUUCCGGGGUAUGCCACUCGUUCCCUGACAACGACGGUUAGUGCUAGUAUUUCAUUAAGUGGCAGCGAUGCAACCAACAUCAACUCUUCCUGGGAAACACCGCAUCCUGAACUUGAAGCUGCCACCUGUGCCAGAACUAUCAGGACGCCAACACAUCACAACAGUGCGAUCCUCAACCCAGCUGCCACUCCUUUUGUACCAAUAGACUCUCCUUUGCAACCCAAACCUCAAACACGCGCCUCAAAAAUUAAUGAAAGCACAUUGCGAGCGAAGCCAAAUUCGCGUGAUUCUAAAGAACCAAAGUGGAAUUCUGCCUUCAUUUCUGGAUGUUUAGAAGAUCCAAAGGCAAAAUGGAACUUCGUGGCAAGGCGCGCCUCUCAAAUCGUUUGUUCGCCGUGGUUCUCCGUCGAAAAGGAUCUCGGCAUUCUCAUACGCAAGUUUUGCCAGCGGGCUCGAGUCCAAGAAAUGGGAGGGGGUCCUGAGUCUCUUGCCCCAUUCGCCGCUGAAGUUCAUCGCACAAUACAUGUUUUCUUCGGAGCUCACGCAGCUUUGUUGUUCCGUAAGAAACUGGCUACUCUGGCUGUCCGUACCUUUAUCGAUAAAUGGGAUAUCAAAAUACCAAAGGCAAUCGGCUUGUUUCCAAGACACGUUCCUCUUCUUGUCAUGACCACCAUGUCGCUUCUCGAUUUUAUUGGAGAACUCCAUGUCCAUGGGAUUCUCGAAGGACAUCAACUAUUCGCGUGCCUGCAGGUCUUGUUAAAGGGACUUAAAACUGUUGAACACAUCCAAGCUAUACAUAGACUUAUGGUGCGUUCCAAAGGAGGGUGCUGGCGGCCCGAUGGGGAGGAGAAGCACAGUCGAGAGGUGUUGGAAACGAUUCUGCAGAAAUUCCUGGAUGCCUCAAUCAAGGUCACGAAUGACAUAAAGCUCCUCACUGGUACUUCAUAUUCUCCGUCAGUCAUGGAAGGAUGGGUCAAUGAGAUUGAGCAGUUUGUCUCGGGAUUGCUGUCAGCGGCAGUUUAA
Messenger RNA from Desarmillaria tabescens, 1095 nucleotides. RefSeq lists its product as uncharacterized. The coding region runs from base 1 to 1095 and encodes 364 amino acids. The transcript is spliced from 2 exons. Lineage: Eukaryota; Fungi; Basidiomycota; Agaricomycetes; Agaricales; Physalacriaceae. The record is from RefSeq and is a predicted model, not a curated record.